AAGUCCAGCUCGAUUACGUCGUUUUUUUGGUGUAAGUAAGAAGAGUAAGAAAAAACGUUUAGUUGAGGUGGACGAUGUCAAUGUUGUCAUCUUUGAUUUGGAUCUUAAUGAUAAUGAUGAACGACCACAUACUGCUAUCAGUGAAACAGGAUGGUAUAUCAUCGUACCUAUCAAUAUUAUGGCUAAAAGCCGUUUACUACGUGCUUUACAUUAUUACUCAACACCAUCAUUAAUUGUGGUGGAUGCAUCAAGUAGGCAAAUUAUCACUGAUGAUGGUCGACGUUUGUUGCAAGAUGAUCCGGAUGGUUUAAAUUUUCCAUGGUUUAAUAUGACAGCAGAAGAGCUUUUUCAAGGCGCUGUAUUAAGGAAUUGUAAGGAUGCUGAUGGUACUAAAAAAAUUGUAACUGAAAAUUUUCAAAAUUUAAAAUCAACUGUUAAAGGAUUAUAUUUUGGUGCUAAUUGGUGUCCACCAUGUCGAUCAUUUUCACAACAAUUAAUCUCUUGUUAUAUAUCACUCAAAAAUGCCGGUAUUCCAUUCGAGAUAUUUUUUUGCUCAUCAGAUCGAUCACAAGAAUCAUUUGAGCAUCAUUUUUCAACAAUGCCUUGGUUAGCAUUUCCGUAUGAUCCACAAAAAACAACUCAAUUAACACGUUUGUAUAGCGUAAAUGGCAUUCCGGCAUUUUUAUUAUUGAACGAAGAGAAUCAUUUAAUAACAAGGCAUGGCCGUAAUGUAUUACUUAGUGAUCCAACUGGUAGUUUAUUCCCGUGGGGAUCAUUACCAUUGUAUGAAUUAAAUGAAAAUACAUUAUGUCGAUUAAGAGAUGAACCUUCAUUAGUAUUAUUUACAGAAGGUUCACCAGAUGAUGUCACUUUCUCGAUGGAAGUAUUACGAGCAACAGCUGAAUCACUUUUUCGAGAACGACAAGAAUCAAUGAAACAUUCAUCAUCAUCAUCAUCAAAAGAAAUUGAUAACACUGAUAAUAAUGCUACUGCAAAUAAUGAUUUGAAUAAUUUAACAUAUUCCACUAAUUCUGUAAAUAGCUCAAUAUCAUCGGAUAUAUCAUUACCAUCAUGGAUUGAUCCAUUGCAAAUAUUUUAUACGGGUGAUGAUCCAUUAUGUGAUUUUAUAUUGGAAGGAUUAGGUCUUGGUAAUGCAGAAUUACCACUUAUUGUUAUUUUGGAUGCAACAAUUAGUCGAAUGUGUAUUUGUGAAAAACCGGAUGUUAGUAGUGAAAUUAUUGCUAAAUUUGUGGCUGAUUAUAAGAAUGGAAAGCUGAAUAUGGUACCUUUACCAACAACAUGUCAGAAUAAUGCUCAACCAACUCGAUAUGGUAGUAUUCCAGCUCAGGCUGUACAUCAAGCAUUAGGUAUUGGUAAUGGUCAAUCAACUAAUUCAAUUUUAAAUGAAAAUCAAUCAACAAUAUCAAGUGAUCAACAGAUACCUAUUGUUCUUUAAGCAUAUUCU
Messenger RNA from Loa loa (African eye worm), 1465 nucleotides. RefSeq lists its product as hypothetical. The record is from RefSeq and is a predicted model, not a curated record. Bases 179 to 1456 code for a protein of 425 amino acids. The transcript has 9 exons. NCBI's taxonomy places the organism in Eukaryota, Metazoa, Nematoda, Chromadorea, Rhabditida, Onchocercidae.